UGUAAAAGACGCCAUUGGUUACAACAUUCCAAGAGCACCCAUCACCAAAUUCUCACCGGAGGAAAAAUCCUACCUUUUUCGCCAACUCAAUCUUCUUCGUCAAAAGCAAAGCUCUAUCCUUCUUUUUCCUUCAUGGGUUUCAUCUCCUGCACCUCAUUUCCGAAGACAAUUUCAAGAAUUCCAUCGACCCAUUUCUCCAAGCAAUUGACUUUACCAUCUUCGUGUUUACUUAACUUUGCUUUGAGGCGCGAGGAUAAACCCAAUUUCUCAUUGUCACUAUCAACGUCUUCGAUAAUGGCGACUCCAAUUCAAGCUUCUUCUUCCUCCUCCACCAUUGAUGAAACCAGUGAUGGCUUGAAGGUCCAGCCUCCUGUUUCAAUUGGGGCAAACGAUUUGCUGAUUGUUGGACCUGGUGUUCUUGGACGCUUAGUUGCAGAAAAAUGGAGAGAGGUACAUGCAGAUUGUCAAAUAUUUGGGCAGACAGUAACAACAAAUCAUCAUGCUGAGUUGGAGAAGUUGGGUAUCAAACCAUCUCUUAAAGGAACUGAAUUUGAGGGCAAGUUCUCCUAUGUUAUAUUUUGUGCUCCUCCAUCACAAAGCCCAGAUUACGCCGCUGAGCUCAGGAUGGCAGCAUCAAAGUGGAACAGCGAAGGAUCAUUCUUAUUCACAUCUAGUUCUGCACCUUAUAAUUGCUUUGAUAAUGGAGAAUGCAACGAGGAAUCUCCAGUGGUGCCACUGGGAAAGAGCCCAAGAACCGAUGUACUUUUGAAAGCUGAGAAAGUAGUGUUGGAAUGUGGAGGAACUGUCCUUAGACUUGCAGGGCUUUACACAGAGACUAGAGGUGCACAUACUUACUGGUUGAGUAAGGAGACAGUCGAUGCUCGUCCUGAUCAUAUCCUGAAUCUCAUACACUAUGAGGAUGCAGCGUCGCUGGCAGUUGCAAUCAUGAAGAAGAAAGCCGGUGGUCGGAUUUUCUUGGGUUGUGACAACCAUCCUUUGUCAAGGCAAGAGGUGAUGGACCUGAUGGCUCAAAGCGGAAAAUAUGAUAAGAAGUUCAAAGGUUUCACGAGCACCAGUGGUCCUUUAGGGAAGAAGCUGAACAACUCACGGACACGAGAGGAAAUAGGAUGGGAGCCGAAAUAUCCAAGCUUUGCUCAAUUUUUAGGAGUAUCCAAGUAAUAUUUUCAAUUGAAUCGAAAUGAUGAAGGAGUACGCUAAGAGAAGAGACCAAGAAAUCUUAGAUAAUUUGCUUUAGAGAAUGCCUCUAGAGCUGAAGAAUCCGCAAGUGUGAAGCUUUUUUUUUUUUUUUUUUUGGUUCAAACUCAUGUGUGUACUACAACAUAUUAAACAACUGAGAAAUAUUCAGAAUUCUUAUUCUUCAUAAAGUAAAAUUCCAUGUUCACUUGUUUUGAACAA
Messenger RNA from Eutrema salsugineum, 1416 nucleotides. RefSeq lists its product as uncharacterized. Lineage: Eukaryota; Viridiplantae; Streptophyta; Magnoliopsida; Brassicales; Brassicaceae. The coding region runs from base 133 to 1179 and encodes 348 amino acids. The transcript is spliced from 9 exons. The record is from RefSeq and is a predicted model, not a curated record.